Messenger RNA from Wyeomyia smithii (pitcher-plant mosquito), 2812 nucleotides. It is a transcript of the gene mol, whose product is annotated as dual oxidase maturation factor 1. The transcript is spliced from 12 exons. The record is from RefSeq and is a predicted model, not a curated record. Gene Ontology annotation, biological process: protein transport. Gene Ontology annotation, cellular component: endoplasmic reticulum membrane. The coding region runs from base 904 to 2169 and encodes 421 amino acids. Lineage: Eukaryota; Metazoa; Arthropoda; Insecta; Diptera; Culicidae.
CGGCUUUGCACGUUUCCGUGGUGAAUCCAUUAACAGUGAUGAGUAGCAUGCUAUAAAUAUAAUAAUAAUUUGCGCGCAGCCCCAAAAAUCCCUAACUCUACUGCCCCAUUGACGACGAUUCGCGUGCGAUGUAACAGUGAAUUAAGCUUAUGUUUUCCAAGCUCACGCGAGCGCCAGUCGUGAUAGAAAGUGAAAAUAAAAUACAACCCCGCGAGAGCCAUUUUUGCUGCUGCAUCAACUUCACCACAAGCAUCGUACAGAUAAUCCCACCAUUUACCAGUUUACGAAUGUAACAGUGAAGCAAUAGCGUAUAACAGAUAAGUAAAAGCGAAAACGCCGGUCGCGGGGCGCGCAGUCAGAGAGUGAAAAGAGGGAAAAAUCCUUGGCGCUCGGUUGGUUGUGACUUGUGAGCAUACCAGAAGAAAGUGAAAAGAGAUGAUGUUACGAAGAGAGCGGGAAUGCAAUAGCGAGUGAUAUGCAAAGUGGUGUUUGCGCUCGAGUGUAACUUACGAAUUGGUGCAUGACGAGUCUUGCGUAAUUGUGUAGUAUCAGUCAAAACAUUUGGCGAAUGCAUUAGGGGUGCAAAUAAAAAUAAAUUGUUACAAAUAUGUACAUUUUUAAAGACAUUGAACAAUCACCACUCUACUGAUGUCCCUAAUUUUUAACAUAUAUUUUCGAGUAAAUUUCAACAAUUCAAUAGGCUGAAAAAAAAACAUAUCAAACUGAAGCCGCUAGUCAGAGGAAGCACCGUGGAAAUUGGCAUUGGCCGCCAGGAAAACAAUUUAUAAAUCAAGAGUGUCGUCACAAUUGUGGGCAGGCAAACAUUACAUCCAACUCGAUAACCCGGUUGAUCAUCUGCUGUAAAACUGUUGCCGCCAUCGUAAAUACCGACCUUCCCUUACGAUGAAGGGUUGGUUCGAUGCCUUUCGAGACGAUGGAGCUCCCACGUUGUAUUCGUUCUCGAACCGAACCCCGGUCACAGGCGAUGUCUCGAUUGUGGCCGUUUGUGUCUUGUUCGCCACCAUCUAUUUGGCAUUUCUGGUCAUCUUCCCCGGUGUACGAAAACAGAAAUUCACAACUUUUACAUCUGUUACGCUUAGCCUAUUUGUAGGCCUAGUCAUUUUGGCGACCCGCCUUGGCUCCGCAUGGCACGUGGCUCAAUCGACAAUCGUCGCCCCCUACAAAUCAUUUUCCCGAGAAAAGCUGCCGGCCAAAAUCGGCGCUCACAUUGGUCUCAUGCACAUCAACAUAACCCUGGUGGCGCUUCCUGUUGGAAAUUGGACCCAGCCGGAUAUUGAUUUUAACGAACAGUUCAGCUGGAAUCAAGCUAAUGACAUGGGCAACUCGUACCGAAAUGCACUGCAGCGUGGUCUGCCGUAUCCGAUUCUGACAGUAGCAGAAUACUUCAGCCUAGGACAGGAAGGAUUUUGUUGGGGCGGCCAGUACAGAGCAGCAGGCUACUACGCUAGCAUUCUACUAUGGGCAUCGUUUGCAUCAUGGUUACUGAUGAAUCUGCUGCUGGUGGCUGUACCACGCUACGGAGCCUACACGAUGGCACUUACCGGAGCACUGCUGAUUGGUGCCAGCAUCGGAUACAAUAUGAUGCUCCCGAAACGACCAUUGACAAUUUUUAUCGAGGGAGGACACAUAAGUUUUCAUCUAGGAUGGUGCUUCUGGCUAGUGCUGGUAGCAGGUAUACUGUGCUUGUCGGUUGGAUUAGUAAUAUCUAUCAUUGACCUGGUGUGGCCACACCGCUUUUCGACGAUUUUGGAAGUUUAUUACGAUACCCCUUACGACCGACACGUGAUAUUGGAAGAAUCUCACGAUGUCCGAUACCGCAAACGUAAUAGCAAAGGCCUAGAAGAUCCUCCUGGGUUGGGAUCACGCAUUCUGCGCCGCUUAUCGUCGAAAACUCGAGACCAGACCAGCGAUAAGAUGGGCAUCGAGAACCGAGCGUUCCAGCACGAUGUCCCCAAGUCACCCUGGCGCUAUCCGUUCCGGAGAAUGCAGCAAACCCCGCCACAUGGUAUCCAGCGGACCGUUUCGCAGGAUUCCAAUUCUAGUAUCGCUUCCGCCGCGGCCAUGUCCCCAUCACUGCAUAAAGUGGCUCUGUCACGAAUGCUGCCAAAACCCCCGCUAGAACGAACCCGUGAAAUUUCCAACUGGUGAUCAAAAACCAUCAUUCACUCACUGCUAACGAGUAGCUGGCUGCCAAUCCUCAUACACAACUGUUGAGAACAUAUAUUAACAACAUCGAAAACACGUGUGCAACUUUACGUGAUGAAUCUCUUGUGAUAUUAAAUCGUAAAAAAGCAGAAUUAUAGAUUCCAAUAACUUUAACUAACAGAGGAAGGAUGAAAAAACACACACACAGACAAUAUGGACCAUGUUUAGCGACUUACUAUAUACAUAGGACAAACAAUUUUAUCUAGCUAGGAGAUUAUUGAUAAGAAAACGCAAAAAUGGCUUCAUAUGGAGCAGAUUUUAAAUAGUUUUUGCAGUGCUAUUCUAUGAAUUAUUUCCGAUAUUUUAAAUUAGACCAUUCGCGCAUGUUCAUGAGCGCAUUCAUAGAGGAGAUACAAAAAUGAGCCAUAAAACAGCAUAUUGCAUUAAUCCCUUGAAAACUUACAGAAGAGAAGAAACCAGUGAUGUAAUCAUAAUUUUAAAAUCGUUAGGUAUUUAGCAUUUAGCGCUUGUGCUGUUUACAUGUGAAUAAGCUGAGAUUAGGGAUGAAAACAAAUGGAAUUUAAUUCAGAUUUGAUUAAAGUGUCAGUUCUUAUGAACAUAUUGAAAUGAAAGACAAUAUCAAAGU